AUGACGUCACCCAGGACCGUCAAGGAAGUUCAAAAACUCACAGGAAGGAUAGCAGCUUUGAACAGGUUCGUCUCCAGGGCUACAGACAAAUGCCUGCCCUUUUUCAAGACCUUGAAGCAGGCUUUCGCCUGGACCGACGAAUGCGAAGCAUCAUUCCAGGAACUAAAGCGUUACCUGAGCAAUCCACCCCUCUUAAGCCCGUCCAAAGAAGAGGAAGACCUAUACUUAUACUUGGCAGUGUCAGCCUCGGCAGUAAGUGCGGCCCUGAUCAGAGAAGAGGGCACCAAGCAGCUCCCAGUUUACUACGUCAGCCAAGCCUUCCAAGGGGCUGAGUCCAGGUACCCAAGGAUUGAAAAGAUCGUGUUUGCGUUAAUAGUAGCCUCGCGCAAGAUAAGGCAAUACUUUCAGGCAAACCCCAUCCUCGUAGUAACGGACCAAACGAUCAAGAAAUCAAUGAAUAAGCCUGAGGCAGCCGGAAGAAUGGUCAAAUGGGCGAUUGAACUUAGUCAAUUUGACAUCGAGUACCAUCCCAGAACGGCGAUCAAGGCGCAAGCUCUGGCGGACUUCAUCGCAGAGUUCACACUUCCAGACGAAGACAGACUUACCGACGAAGUAGAUAGAUGGACGAUACAAACUGAUGGUUCGUCAUCCCAGAGGAAGGGGGGAGUAGGGGUCGUCAUAACCACCCCUGACGAAGAGGUGCUGAAAUAUGGGGUCCAACUAAAAUUUUCGGCUACCAACAACGAAGCUGAAUACGAGGGGAUACUGACGGGAAUGAGGCUUGGAAAGGCACUUGGAGCUAAGAACCUAUUAAUCCAAAAUUAUUCAAAACUAGUAAUCAGGCAGAUUAGAGGGGAGUACGAAGUAAAGGAAGAAAGGAUGCAGAAGUACCUCAGGCUGAUGAAACACCUAACUCGGGAAUUCGAUACAGUGGAGUUCGUGCAAAUCCCAAGAAGCCAGAAUAUGGGGGCAGACGAAGUCUCGAAACUAGCGUCAUCAGAAAAAGGGGAGAUUAGCAUGGAUUUGAUGAUGGAAAUCCAGAAACACCCCAGCAUUGAAGAGGUCUCGACAUUUACCAUCCAGAGCACAAACAGCUAG
Molecule: messenger RNA, 1098 nt
Organism: Quercus robur (English oak)
Lineage: Eukaryota; Viridiplantae; Streptophyta; Magnoliopsida; Fagales; Fagaceae
Exons: 1
Coding region: 1-1098 (365 amino acids)
Molecular function (GO): RNA-DNA hybrid ribonuclease activity; nucleic acid binding
Source: RefSeq, a predicted model, not a curated record